This is a messenger RNA of Sus scrofa (pig), 5956 nucleotides long. It is a transcript of the gene CTIF, whose product is annotated as cap binding complex dependent translation initiation factor. Gene Ontology annotation, molecular function: translation activator activity; protein binding; RNA binding. The record is from RefSeq and is a predicted model, not a curated record. Gene Ontology annotation, cellular component: cytosol. Gene Ontology annotation, biological process: regulation of translational initiation. NCBI's taxonomy places the organism in Eukaryota, Metazoa, Chordata, Mammalia, Artiodactyla, Suidae.
ACUCGAGGCAGGAGUAGGCUCUCCCGAGCCUGCUCCCUCCCUUCUCCUUCCCUGCCCCCUUCCCCCACCCCCCGGCUCGGGCUCGGAGCGGCGGCCAGAGGAACCCCGAGGGAUCUGAGGGACUCCCAGCAGGACCUCCUCUUCUCCAGGCUCCAGGGUCCUCAUCUGCACAGUGAAGGAGCUGGAUUUUCAAAGAUCCAUUGAGGUCACGGGGCUUAGCUGCCAGGAGCCCCUCCAACUUGUUGAGAGCAGGUGGAUGUGUCUGGACCCCCAGCUCGGCCCCACAGGACCCUAAGGAGGUGCAGUUACCUGUACCUGGUGCUGAGACAUCAUGAUAGAGCCCCGACCUCUGAGCGGGAGGGAUGGAGAACUCCUCGGCAGCGUCAGCUUCGUCUGAGGCCGGGAGCAGCCGCUCCCAGGAGAUCGAGGAGCUGGAACGGUUCAUUGACAGCUACGUGCUUGAGUACCAGGUGCAGGGGCUGCUGGCAGACAAGACGGAGGGUGAUGGUGAGAGUGAGAAGACCCAGUCCCACAUCUCCCAGGAGGAAACACUCAAUGGUGGACCACCCAUGAAAGGCUUAACAGAAGAAUGGACAGCAGACUGCAGUGAGCAGCUGGACAGAAGUUGUUCCUUCUCCCGAGGGCGAGCCCCACCACAGCAGAAUGGCAGCAAAGACAACUCUCUGGACAUGCUGGGCACUGAUAUCUGGGCUGCCAACACCUUUGAUUCCUUCAGUGGUGCCACCUGGGACCUGCAGCCUGAAAAGCUGGACUUCACCCAGUUCCACCGGAAGCUGCGACACACGCACAUCGACCGGGAAGGAUGCGGAAAAGGGAAGCUGGAAGAUGGGGAUGGAAUCAACCUGAAUGACAUUGAGAAGGUCCUCCCAGCCUGGCAGGGCUACCACCCAAUGCCCCAUGAGGUGGAAAUCGCACACACGAAGAAGCUGUUCCGAAGGAGGAGGAAUGACCGGAGGCGGCAGCAGAGACCCCCAGGAGGGAACAAGCCCCAACAGCACGGUGACCAUCAGCCAGGCAGUGCCAAACACAACAGGGACCACCAGAAAUCCUACCAGGGGGGCUCGAUGCCCCACCCCUCAGGGAGGUCCACUCAUCACGGCUACAGCCAGAACCGGCGCUGGCACCACGGCAACAUGAAGCAUCCACCAGGCGACAAGGGGGAGGCAGGCGCCCACCGCAAUGCCAAAGAGACCAUGACCAUGGAGAGCCCCAAACUCGAGGACACCCUGGGGGACGCUGGGCACAGCAGCCUUGAGCCCCCCCGCAGCCCUGAUGCCCUGGCCCCGGCAGUUUCCGAGAGGCUGCCCCUGCUGCAGCCAGGGGGUCCAGAGGUCGAGACAAAGCGUAAAGACAGUAUUAUUCCUGAGCGCGGCGGGGAGCGACCCAAAAUUACCCUGCUCCAGUCUUCCAAAGACAGGCUGCGGCGAAGGCUGAAAGAAAAGGUACCGGAUGAAGUGACGGUGGAGACCACCAACCCUCAGCAGAACAAGAUGGACAAGUUGAUCGAGAUCCUGAACAGCAUGCGGAACAACAGCAGCGAUGUGGACGCCAAGCUGACCACCUUCAUGGAGGAGGCACAGAACUCGACCAACUCGGAGGAGAUGCUGGGGGAGAUCGUCCGUACCAUCUACCAGAAGGCCGUGUCCGACCGCAGCUUCGCCUUCACCGCCGCCAAGCUCUGCGACAAGAUGGCCCUCUUCAUGGUGGAAGGGACAAAGUUCCGGAGCCUGCUCCUCAACAUGCUCCAGAAGGACUUCACGGUGCGGGAGGAGCUGCAACAGCAGGACGUGGAGCGCUGGCUGGGCUUCAUCACCUUCCUGUGUGAGGUCUUCGGCACCAUGCGCAGCAGCACUGGCGAGCCCUUCCGCGUGCUGGUCUGCCCCAUCUACACCUGCCUCAGGGAGCUCUUGCAAUCUCAGGAUGUGAAGGAAGAUGCCGUCCUGUGCUGCUCAAUGGAGCUGCAGAGCACAGGCCGGCUGCUGGAGGAGCAGCUGCCCGAGAUGAUGGCCGAGCUCCUGGCCAGCGCCCGAGACAAGAUGCUGUGCCCUUCAGAGUCGAUGCUGACCCGGUCCCUGCUCCUGGAGGUCAUCGAGCUCCACGCCAACAACUGGAACCCUCUGACACCCCCCAUCACGCAGUACUACAACAGAACCAUCCAGAAACUGACAGCCUGACAGCCAGGGGGCCUGGCGGGUGGCCCGCGGGCAGCUGGAGCCCUGAUGCCCAGGGCCAGAUGGACAGGCGGGAGGACAGGGGUGGCCCUGGCGGGAGAAAGAAAUGGGGACGAAGGCAGGCAGAGCCGGCGGCCAGCCUGGAGUCAGACCGGGAAGGGAUCAAAUCCCUAGGAGAAGCUCCCUCACCCUGCGAGCCCCCCCCACCCCACCCCCAAGCCUGAGCAUGCGGCAGCUCACACCAGUAAGGGAAGCAUGUUUCUCCUUUGCGGCGGCCCGGCCCUCCCCCUCCCCUCCACUCCCCCUCCUCACGCCCGCUUCUCCCCGCCCCCUCUCAUCAGCGCCGCCCCCGAAGGGCUGUGUGCGAGGGGUUCAUCUCUGCGACUCCUCAGAGGCCUUGGCAGCCCGCACGCCAGGGGUACAGCUUGGGUCAGAAAGGACCACAGGAGGCUGAAAAAGUGGGUCGGAGACGGGCUUGCAUUGUUUCCCGCAUGCUGUCAGCCGCAGUCGCCAACUGGCAGCAGGCGACAUGUAGCAGAUGUCCGGGAGGACAAAGGCAGGCACGGUCCCCACCAGCCGCCCGUAAUUGACGGCCUUUGUCCGCGCGCGCACGCGCGCGCGGCUGAGCUGGGGGACUGUGGGGGCCUCCUCUAACCUUCACGCUCCACCUUCCCAACUUCCAAGCCUCCUCCGUUCAGCCCCCAAGCUGCAGGUCCCGCGGGGGCCGGGGAACUGGGAGGGGAGAUGGAGUUUGCCGUUCUACUUGCGCUCUUUUGUUUCAUUGUGUUUUAUUUUUUCAAAAGUCAGCUGCUUUGAAGUCUCCUCUCCCGAUGAAAAGGGCCCGCGAUGUGAUCACACAGUGAGCACCACAAGGACCCCCUGAUUAGCAGGAGAUCAAACCCAGCCCCCUCUGGAAGGAUUCUAGCCACAGACAGCUUGCCAAUAGCCAAUUAGGGUAAUUGGAAACUUCUGCCCCAGCAGGGGUCCCCGCUGGAAGCCUCUGCUCCUCAGCCCCUGGCUUCCAGUACCUCUGCUCCCUCUUAUUCUAGCUUUGCUCCCUCAAAGGGCUGAUACUGUUGCUGCUGGGAGAGCUUUAAACCCAUCCUAGCCCAGGCCAAGCCUGGCUCAGAACGAGACUGGUGAAUUAAAACCAAAACCCUAGGUGAUGCUCCCCCGUUCCACACACAGAUCUCAUCCUAAACUUCCACUGUUGGGGGAGAAUGUGGAUGGUAGGGCUGGUGCCUGGUUCCCCAGGACUUGGCCUUUUAGCUAAAUCACCCCCACCCCCACAGUCCGUGUCACAGGAGGGCUCUAGGAGCUGCAGCCCCAGGGCUGUCGUGAAAAGGUGCAUUCACUCAGUCAUGAGCAGGACCAUCAGGGGACGAGCGAGCCACCAGCUUUCCAGGCUGGGAACAAGACUGGGGAUUCUUGGAGGGACCAAGCCCUGGGAGCAGCCCCUUCUGUGAUGGCUACAGAGGAGGAUGCGGGUUAGGCCCUGGGAGACUGGCUUUGGGUUUUCACUGGUGUCCAAACAGCCCAUCUCCUGAUCUGGAGCCCACACUUGGAUGAGCCCCUGGAAAGUGACCUCCGAGCCCAGCAGUCUCCUCACCUGCUCUUUUGUUAAGCCAGUCCUUGCCUGGGUCACCUUGGAGACCCCCUGGCUGCCUGGUCCCAUCAGGCAGGAGGAAAGUCCCCUUUGUUGAGUCUAGGAGAGCAGGCAGGUGGGGUUGGGGACAGCCUCCUCCAUACUCCCCCCACCAUCACCCCCUGGCUGCCACCUGCCUGCCAGCCCCAGGACGGGAACCUGUUGGGGACAAGGCAUGGGGGCAGAGUUUACCUGGAACAAAUCAGUAGCCUCUGCCAAGGAGCCCCGGCUGCCCCUGGCCUCUGCCUCUGCCCUCCCCCGCCCCUUCCUCCCCAGCCUCUCAAGCUUCUCACUGCCUUUCCUCCUCAGCCUGGGGCCCAGGGACACCAGAAGCCCCACAGGAGGCCUUGAGGGAAGAGCUGGACUGACAUUCAGGUGCUCAGAGGGGGCACUAGGGAAAUCACGGUGCUGAGGAGUCAGGCAGCCCUUAGAGAGCUGCACCUGGGCUGAAAUAGGCCCUGCUGCCCUUGAGUGGUGUGAGUGAGUGAGUGAGUGUGUAUCUAUGAGAAUGGAGCAGGGCCCCGGAGGAAGACAGAGGCCUAGGGGUGAGGGUGGCAGUGGAGGAGACAGAGAAGCAGGGCCUCCUGCCAUCCCUACCUUGGGCCCAGAGAGCGAGCUUCCCAAAGGGACCCCAGGCACGCGCACGUGGGGCUGAUGUUCCCCUGGAAAGCAGAGCGGGUGGCAUCGUGGGCGCCAUGGGCCUCAUGCCCCUUCCUCCAAUGGCCUUCCUUGGCGGUCUUGCCUCAGGGCCAACCCCUCCUCACCUGUUAGGACCAGAGUGGGAAGAAGUGAGAUAUAAAUAUGUAUACAUAUAUAAAUAUAUUUUUAAUUACGUGUCGUGUCACGGUGGCUCCAGACAUAUGGUUUGCCUAGUUUACUCCGUUGCUUGAAAGCGCUUCCUGGCCAAUCCGAAUAACAAUUUGUGUUUUUCUAAAUGCAGCUUGCUGCUGCUUUUUCAGACAUGGAAGGAAAACGUUUAAAAACAAAUUUGUUUUUAAGGAAAAUAACAGGAAAGCCUAAAAUCGGGGACCCUGAGGCAGCUUCCCUCGGGAGACUACUCAGACAGGAAGCAGGGGGCAGACGUGGGUGCCCCCAGACCUCCGUCCCCUCCCCAGGCCAGAGGUCUUCGCUAGAGGGAGGCUCCAUCCAAGCUGACCUCUGAAUGUAUCUGACGGGAGGCUAAACUGGAUGUUGCGUUUCCGAGGCUCGCGCUGUUUUCCCCACUUGCCUGUGGCUUCCUUGGCACCCAGAGGAGGCAGAGUCCAGCCCUCGGAGGCCAGUCCUGUCUUGGGAUCUCUCCCCUGCCAGUCAAAACGAAGUGGUCCUUGUUUCGCUCUCAGGCAUCCAGCCUGCUCACGGCAGUCCCGCUCCCACGGCCUCCAGGCUUUGCCUAAGCUCUGGGACCGCAGCCCCACGAAGGCCCCCAGCCUCCCCUGGACAAGCGGGAGCCCCACCAACCUCCACGGGAGUGUGCGCCCCCCAACCCACUUUCGUCUGCUCGUCCUUCCUGAACCCGUCUGUACACCUUUAAGUUUGGGGGAUCGUCCUGUCCAUCCAUGUAAAUGUAAAUGUUGGCUGAGUCGGUAUUUAUUCUGAUUUUUAUUUUAUUUUCCUCUGAGGGAUGGGGAGGGGUGGUGUGGGAAAUGGACCACUGAUCACGCCCUGGGCAGCUGCAGGGGCCGGGACCCAGACAGCCAGGCCGCCACAGGAGCAGCCCCACGGGGCCGCCCAGACGCCAAGUCCUAGUCUCUUAUCUGGCAUCAGAAGCCGGCCAGUGUUCCUUGUCCGACAGACUCUGGCCGACCCGCAGAGUUCUUUCCCUCAGCUGUCGGCGCUCUGUUGGGAAACCUCAGGCUGGGCCUUUGAGAACGCAGAUCAGAGAAAAGGCAACUUUCCUCUGCUCGGGCCACUUGCACAGAAGGGCUGCCCGCCUCGCCCAAGCCAGCUGGGAACCUGGCCACGGGUCCUACCUCCCCUGAGUCGGGGCCUGGGGCUUCCUGCCAAAGCUGCAGCAGAAUCCUGCUCUCGCGACCACCUCCCCUCCCUCAGUAUGUCCUGCUUUCCAGCUGAACCCAAACUACAAGUGGGUUUAAAAAAUAAACCACGCCAAAAACAAAAA